GAGAGUACUGGCCCAGUUCCGCGGCCCCAAGAGGGUUGACUUUGGACCAAGUUGAGUUGGGCCGGUGGGUAAAAAUGAGAACAAUCGGUGGCCUUGGCUCCGGAGUCUCAAUGAGGAUCCCCUGCUUAGCAAUUCCAUAGAGAGUGGGUGUCUUGCCUUGAGUUGAGUGCAAUUUCCACAAAAGAAGACGAAUUUGACUGUGACCACUUGAAAAUUGAAAUCGUCGAUGGCGUUCAAAAGGAUUUUUUGAUUUGAUUAUGAGAAGCAAGACUCGCCGCGGGGGUAGGCCUAAACCUCCCACCUCUACUACUACCACCGCAACCGCUAGGGCACUUCCUCUCCUCCUCAGUCAGGAUGAAGAUGAUAUGCAAAGACUUGUGCCUGAAACCUGUGAUGUAGCUCAUAAUCUGAAUGACGAGACUGUUGAUAGUAUGGAUGUAGAUUGGGUAAAGGAAGAUACUUGUAUAAGUUGCAAUAGAGGUGGAGAUUUGUUGGUUUGUAGCGAAAUUGGCUGCCCGAUUGCCCUCCAUGACAAGUGCUGCAACCCUAAAUUCGAUGACUUGGGACACUUCUACUGCCCCUAUUGUUCGUACAAAAGAGCGAUUGUAGAGACUCGACGAUUGAGGAAAAAUGCCAUGCUGGCGAAGAAAGCUUUGGCGAAUUUUAUCGAUAAAAAUGCGGUGGCUGGGAAUGGACAGAAGCAGAAAUAUGGGAAAUCUCAGAGCAAAGGGCCCGAUUUAUCACUACAUGUGGGAAAUACAAGCAGGCCUGAUCAUGAGACAUGUCAGCGUGAUGAUGGUGGAGUCCAGAAUGAAUCUGUGCAAGAUGAGGAGGAUCAACAAAAGAAAAGGGGCGAUGCGGAGCUAGCCAGCAAUCAUCAGCAUAAGAUUGUGGUCGAUGAUGAAGUGUGCGCAAAUGCUUCUACACCCGAUGCUAGUGAUAAUGUACAUUUUAGAGAAGAAGGGAUUACACCAGGGAAUGAGCCUCUACAGGAUUCCAUAACCAAAGAUAAAGAGAUGCUUGCAGAUGGUACACUUGAUGAGGAAGACAGUCAGUAUGACGGAAUUUUUGAAGAGGAAGAGAUGCUUGCAGAUGGUACACUUCAUGCAUCAAAAGAAGGAUCACAGGAUGGUCUUGAGUUACAUGAGGAAAAUCAAGGUGGAACAGAGGAUGAACAACAAAUGCAGCCAGAAGCACCAAUGGCUCCUUCAAAUGCCAAUGUUCAUUUGGAAACUAAUGAUUCAGACACGGAGACACUCUCAGCACAACUUAAAAAAAGGCGUUUCAAACGUAGAGCUCGUAAGAAGGCAAGACCCCAUAAUGUCAUUUCACCAAGGAAAUCAUCCUCUCAGAAAAGCAAAUCCCCAGAGAAAAAUGCUAGGAAACCAACUGAGAAAGUUCCCACCUCCAAGAAUAAUAAGGUUUCUGCCUCCAAAAAGUCGAAACAACCCCAAGAGUUGCCUAAGCAAUUCACAAAGAUGCCUUUUCCUAGUGUGAAGCGAAAGAGACUUAACUGGACAGCUGAAGAAGAAGACAUGUUAAAGGAAGGAGUGCAUAGGUUUUCAACUUCAGAGAAGAAAAAUCUCCCUUGGAGGAAAAUUUUGGAAUUCGGUCACCAUAUAUUUCAUGCGACGCGUACACCAAUAGAUCUCAAGGACAAAUGGAAGAAUAUGAUGGCCAAAGAUUCUUCAACAAUUACGAGAAGAUGAGCCUAAUACUUAGGAGGUGUGCCGAAGAACAAGCCGGUCUCAGGGUUAGAAGAUACGUGUUCUGUUAAUUCUGUAAAUUCCUAAUUCGUUCGUUUUCUAAACAACCUUACUUGUGGGGUUGGUUUCGCUCUAUUGCCAAGAGUUGUAUCUCUUGAUACUAACAAAUCCGAAAUGAAUAUAAAGUCAUUCAAGGUUGGAUGCUUUUAAGGAGUAAAAACUGUAAAUAGUUUUAGCUGAAUGAGUUUUCGGGACUCUCUAUUAGCCUCAAUGUAUGACUUAAUAUACAGUGUACUACAUUGUCUCUUUUUCGACCA
Alnus glutinosa is the source of this 2023-nucleotide messenger RNA. RefSeq lists its product as uncharacterized. The transcript has 5 exons. The record is from RefSeq and is a predicted model, not a curated record. Lineage: Eukaryota; Viridiplantae; Streptophyta; Magnoliopsida; Fagales; Betulaceae. The coding region runs from base 258 to 1709 and encodes 483 amino acids.